Helianthus annuus (common sunflower) is the source of this 1632-nucleotide messenger RNA. RefSeq names its product transcription factor TCP20. The coding region runs from base 244 to 1227 and encodes 327 amino acids. Gene Ontology annotation, cellular component: nucleus. The record is from RefSeq and is a predicted model, not a curated record. Gene Ontology annotation, molecular function: DNA-binding transcription factor activity; sequence-specific DNA binding. The transcript has a single exon. Lineage: Eukaryota; Viridiplantae; Streptophyta; Magnoliopsida; Asterales; Asteraceae.
CAUGAACAGUGAAAAGAAAAAGAGAGUGGACAAAUGUUGAUCCAUGAAACGAAUCUAUCAACUUUGAACUUUGCCUGCCUUGGGAUUCAACAUCUACACUUUUGUCUUCACAUUCCUUGGCCUUAAACCAUGUAAAGUCAUCACCAAUAUCAUACAUACAUUUUUUAUAAAAAUACAAACUCAUAUUAUAUUAUAAAUUUAUAAUAUAAUAAAUAUACAUAAUUAAUUUCUGCAAUCUUGAAAAUGGAUCCCAAAGGCUCAAACCUACAUCAUCCUCAACAGCAGCCACAUGAGGCCUCAAGUUCAACCUUCUUAGCCCACCCAAACCCCACCACAACAGACAACAUGGGAGAUCACAACAACAAUAACAUCAACACCAACAACCUCAACAAACUUUCUGAAAUCAAAGAUUUCCAGAUUACAGUUUCUGACAAACAAGACUCUGCUACCAAGAAACAACAGUUAGCCCCCAAAAGAACCUCCAACAAAGACAGGCACACCAAGGUUGAAGGAAGAGGUAGGAGGAUAAGGAUGCCUGCUUUAUGUGCUGCAAGAAUCUUUCAGCUCACUAGAGAGUUAGGUAACAAAUCUGAUGGUGAAACUAUUCAAUGGCUGCUACAGCAAGCUGAGCCUUCCAUUAUAGCCGCCACCGGAACCGGGACAAUCCCGGCUUCUGUGUUAGCCGCCACUGGGGCGGCUUCACACGGGGUCUCGAUUUCGGUUGGCUUGCAACACAAGAUUGAUGAAUUAAGCGGGGGCAACAGUAAUAGUAACAGUAAUAGUAAUAUUAAUACUGGUGUCAACUGUAGGACCAGUUGGCCAAUGGUUGGUCCAGCUUUGGGUGUGGGUAGACCCACUACCCAUAUGGCUACGCCUACGGCUAUGUGGCCCGCUACUGGAUUCGGGUUCCAGUCCUCUUCUUCGUCCCCAGGUCCAUCGGGCAACAAUUUGGGCGUCGAAAGCUCGAAUUACUUGCAAAAGAUGGCGUUUUCCGGGUUUGAUUUGCCCGGUUCUAAUAUGGGUCAGAUGAGUUUUUCUUCAAUAUUGGGUAAUCAUAAUCAUCAUCAUCAGCAGCAGCUUCCUGGGCUGGAGCUUGGACUGUCCCAGGAUGGUCAUUUAGGGGUUUUGAAUCAACAGGCUUUGAAUCAGAUAUACCAAAUGGGUCAGACCAGAAUGCAACAACAGCAGACUUCAAAUGAUAAUUCUCAAGGUUCAGAGGGGCAGUAGAAUGUUAGAUGAAUUACUGUAUGAAUAUGAAUAUAUGAUACCACCCAGAUUCGGAGAAUCGAAGCUAAAGUUUAGCACUAUGGGGUUACUGGCUUUCUGUAUUUGAUUGUAUAAUUUGGUAAAAAGAAAGUGAGGGAUGAAGAUGAUGAUUCAGGUGGGCCUGUUAAGCUUCCAUCUUCCCAGUGUUCUGUUACAGGUGUUUCUGUAAAUCAUAGAUUUUUUUGGUUUACAUUUGAUUUUGGUACCACAUAUAGUUGCCUUGCCUGUGGUCUGAUUUUGCAGGGCCAUACUAGUUUGAAUUUGGAUUUGGAUUUGGAUUGGAAUCAUAACAUUUUCUCGUUUGUUUGCAGAUGUAUGCAUGUCUAUUACACUAUACAUUAAUGCCAUAUUUUGAUUUUUAGUUUU